This is a messenger RNA of Miscanthus lutarioriparius, 3189 nucleotides long. The record is from the annotation of a GenBank genome assembly. NCBI's taxonomy places the organism in Eukaryota, Viridiplantae, Streptophyta, Magnoliopsida, Poales, Poaceae.
AUGCAGCCACUCCACUUCUCAUACAAGAGGAACAGAAACAGAUUUCACAUACCGUCCAUUGGCCUUACCCUUGUGCUGCUCAUCUCCUUGGCGCCUUGCACCAGUUCGUCCUGCAUGGAGCUGGAGAGGACAUCCCUCCUCCAGUUCCUCUCAGAGCUCUCGCAGGAUGCCGGUCUCACCAAGCUUUGGCAAGGUACUGAGUGCUGCAAAUGGGAAGGAAUCACCUGCAACCAAAAUGGGACAGUCAGUGCUGUCUCGCUCCCUUACAGGGGCCUUGAGGGGCUUAUCUCGCAGUCCCUUGGGAACCUCACCGACCUGCAGUACCUAAACUUGUCCUACAACUCACUGUCCGGUGGCCUUCCGCUCGGAUUGGUGUCAUCCAGCAGCAUCAUCGUCAUCGACGUCAGCUUCAACCAGCUCAGUGGAGACCUGAUUGAGCUGCCAGCUUCAACCCCGGGCCAGCCUCUACAGGUACUUAACAUCUCGAGCAACUUGUUUAAAGGGCAGUUUACAUCCACAACAUGGAAGGGGAUGCAGAAUCUGAUUGCACUGAAUGCCAGCAAUAACAGCUUAACUGGGAAGAUUCCAAGUCAUUUCUGUAACAUAGCACCAUCCUUUGCUGUGCUUGAACUCAGUUACAACAAAUUCGGUGGCAGUAUCCCCUCAGGGCUUGGUAAUUGUUCCAUGCUCAGAGUACUCAAGGCUGGCCACAACAACCUCAGUGGGACUCUCCCCCAUGAACUUUUCAAUGCUACCUCGUUGGAAUAUCUCUCUUUUUCCAGCAACUGUUUACAUGGAAUACUUGAUGGUACACAUAUAGCCAAACUCUCUAAUCUGGUUAUCCUUGAUCUUGGAGAAAACAAUUUCAGCGGCAAGAUACCUGAUUCCAUAGGUCAACUCAAGAGAUUGCAAGAACUUCAUUUGGACUAUAAUAGCAUGUAUGGGGAGCUGCCAUCAACCCUGAGCAACUGCACAAAUCUCAUAACUAUAGACCUUAAGAGCAAUAGUUUCAGUGGCGAACUCUCCAAGGUUAAUUUCAACAAUAUGUCCAAUCUAAGAACCAUAGAUCUUAUGCUGAAUAACUUCAGUGGCACAAUUCCAGAAAGCAUAUACUCCUGUAGAAACCUGACUGCACUACGGCUAGCUUCGAAUAAGUUCCAUGGACAAUUAUCAGAAGGACUAGGCAAUCUGAAGUCCCUCUCGUUCCUGUCGCUUACAAACAACAGUCUUUCAAAUAUAGCAAAUGCACUUCAGAUACUAAGGACCUCCAAGAACCUGAGCACACUUCUUUUUGGGAUCAAUUUCUUUAACGAAACCAUACCAGAUGAUGCUGAAAUUUAUGGUUUUCAGAAUCUUCAGGUUUUGGACAUUGAAAAUUGCCACCUAUUGGGAGAAAUACCUCUUUGGAUAUCAAAGUUAGUAAAUUUGGAAAUGUUGGUUUUAAAUGGCAAUCAACUCAGUGGACCUAUACCAACCUGGAUUGACACACUGGACUACCUUUUCUAUUUAGACAUAUCAAACAACAGCCUUACAGGGGAAAUUCCGAAAGAAUUAAUGAAUAUGCCAAUGCUAACUUCAGAGAAGACUACAGCUCAUUUGGACGCAAGCGUCUUUGAUCUGCCAGUUUAUGAUGGUCCAUCACGUCAAUACCGCAUACCAAUUGCAAUUCCUAAAGCUCUAAAUCUAAGUAGUAACAAAUUCACGGGUCUGAUUCCCCCAGAGAUUGGUCAGUUGAAAGCCCUCCUUUCACUUGAUAUCAGCUCCAACAACUUAACUGGACCGAUCCCCCCAUCUAUCUGCAAUCUCACAAACCUGCUGGUGCUAGAUUUAUCCAACAAUAAUCUCACAGGUAAAAUCCCAGUUGCAUUGGAGAAUCUGCACUUCCUUUCCACAUUCAACAUUUCUAACAAUGACCUGGAAGGGCCUAUUCCAACUGGUGGCCAAUUCAGUACAUUUCAGAAUUCCAGCUUUUUAGGGAAUCCGAAGUUGUGUGGCUCUAUGCUCAGUCAUCGAUGUGAUUCAGCUGAUGUGCCUCAGGUAUCCACAAAAGGAAGAAAUAAGAAGGCCAAUGUUGCAAUUGCAAUUGGCGUGUUCUUUGCAGCAAUUGCCAUUCUUUUGUUGCUGUGGCGUGUCCUUGUCUCAAUCAAGGCUAACAAUCUAACAGCCCAAAGUAGAAGGGAGGAUAAUGGAGAUUUUGAAACAUUUUCAUUCAACUCCAGCUCAGAGCACGAACUGAUCAUGAUGACACGAGGAAAGGGAGAAGAAAGCAAGCUCACAUUCUCUGACAUUGUAAAAGCUACAGAUAACUUCAACAAAGAAAACAUCAUUGGGUGUGGUGGCUAUGGUCUAGUCUACAAGGCUGAGCUACCUGAUGGCUGCAAGCUCGCCAUCAAGAAGCUCAAUGGUGAAAUGUGCUUGAUGGAAAGGGAGUUCACUGCAGAGGUUGAAGCACUGUCCAUAGCUAAGCAUGACCAUCUUGUGCCACUGUGGGGAUACUGCAUCCAGGGAAACUCAAGGUUCCUCAUAUACUCCUACAUGGAGAAUGGCAGCCUGGACGAUUGGCUUCACAACAGGGAUGACGAUGCCAGCACAUUUCUUGACUGGCCAACAAGGCUCAGGAUUGCGCAAGGAGCAAGCCGUGGCCUUUCUUAUAUCCAUAAUGACUGCAAACCUCACAUUGUGCACCGUGACAUCAAAUGCAGCAACAUCCUACUCGACAAAGAAUUAAAAGCUUAUGUUGCAGAUUUUGGACUGUCAAGGUUGAUCCUUCCCAACAAAACCCACGUCACGACAGAGUUGGUUGGCACUCUAGGUUACAUCCCCCCUGAGUAUGCACAUGGAUGGGUGGCUACUCUGAGAGGUGAUAUAUACAGCUUUGGAGUUGUCCUUCUUGAGCUGCUCACAGGGUUGCGACCGGUUCCAGUCCAGACAACAUCAAAAGAACUUGUCCCAUGGGUGCUGGAGAUGAGCUCUCAGGGAAAGGAAGUUGAUGUCCUGGAUCCAACACUCUGUGGCACAGGGCAUGAAGAGCAAAUGCUUAAGGUGCUUGAGGUUGCUUGCAAAUGUGUGAACUAUAACCCUAGCAUGAGGCCACAUAUCAUGGAAGUAGUUACAUGCCUGGAAAGCAUCAAUGUUGGCCUGCAGACACAAAAGUCAGUCAAGACAAUACAGUUAGCCAGUCAUACGUGA